GUGGACCUGGGUCCCCUGCUUUAGAGUAAGGAGCUUCACAGCUUUGGUAGGCGGCCGUGGCCAUGAUGGCCCAGGGGAGCCUGGUGGCCAACCGAGGCCGGCGCUUCCAGGGGACCAUUGAGCUGAGCGGGCCUGGAGGAGGCAGCAGAAGCCAAAGUGACCAGGGCAGUGGCCAGGGAGACUUGCUGUACCCUGUCGGUUACUUCGACAAGCAAAUGCCUGAUACCAGCGUGCAAGAGACAGAGCGGACCCUGGUGGAGAAGCGCUGCUGGGACAUUGCCUUAGGUCCCCUCAAGCAGAUUCCCAUGAACCUCUUCUUCAUGUACAUGGCAGGUAAUACGAUCUCCAUCUUCCCUACUAUGAUGGUGUAUAUGAUGGCUUGGUGGCCCAUUCAGGCACUUAUGGCCAUUUCAGCCACUUUCAAGAUGCUAAAGCUUCUUCAGGGUUUGAUGUAUCUCAUUGGAAACCUCAUGGGUUUGGCAUUGGCUGUUUAUAAGUGCCAGUCAAUGGGACUGUUGCCUACACAUGCAUCAGACUGGUUAGCCUUCAUUGAGCCCCCUGAGUGGAUGGAGUUUAGUGGUGGAGGAUUGCUUCUGUGAACAGGAGAAAGAAGCACCUGGUACCUAUGUAUUGGGAUCUCAUUUACAACCUUCUUUUUGUGCCCAGUGGCUCCUUCUCAGCAUACUAAU
Messenger RNA from Mirounga angustirostris (Northern elephant seal), 689 nucleotides. RefSeq names its product ER membrane protein complex subunit 4-like. Gene Ontology annotation, cellular component: EMC complex. Gene Ontology annotation, biological process: protein folding in endoplasmic reticulum. NCBI's taxonomy places the organism in Eukaryota, Metazoa, Chordata, Mammalia, Carnivora, Phocidae. The coding region runs from base 63 to 599 and encodes 178 amino acids. The transcript has a single exon. The record is from RefSeq and is a predicted model, not a curated record.